Messenger RNA from Penicillium crustosum, 1032 nucleotides. RefSeq names its product ketopantoate reductase family protein. Gene Ontology annotation, cellular component: cytoplasm. The record is from RefSeq and is a predicted model, not a curated record. NCBI's taxonomy places the organism in Eukaryota, Fungi, Ascomycota, Eurotiomycetes, Eurotiales, Aspergillaceae. Gene Ontology annotation, biological process: pantothenate biosynthetic process. Gene Ontology annotation, molecular function: 2-dehydropantoate 2-reductase activity. The coding region runs from base 1 to 1032 and encodes 343 amino acids. The transcript has 3 exons.
AUGUCAGAAAAAUCCCAAGUCCUGCUUGUCGGCUGCGGUGGUGUGGGAACUAUCGCAGCGCUAAACCUAGAAACUGGUGGCCACGCUGUUGUAACAGCGGUCCUUCGGUCAAAUUAUUCAAGAGUCAUUUCGGACGGAUUCAACGUCAAAUCUUGUGACCAUGGAGAUAUUCCCAAUUGGAAACCUAGCAAAGUGGUAAACACAAUCCCCACGCAGGUUGAGAUGUGCUUUGAUUAUGUGGUUAUCACGACCAAAAACACCCCAGAUCAUCCACCAACCAUGGCAGAUUUGAUCGAGCCUGCUAUUGUUCCUGGGAAAACAGUCAUUGUUCUCAUUCAGAAUGGGUUGAAUAUCGAAAAGCCAUUCCUGGAGAAGUACCCCGACAAUAUAUGUCUCUCUGGUGUAAGCUUGAUCGGAUCCCAUGAAACAGCACCAGCUGUCAUUGAGCAUGAAGACCCCGAUCGGCUUAUUAUCGGUGCAUUCCGAAAUCCAUGUUUGCAUAAAGAAACGGAGGAUGGUAUAGCUCAUCACUUUGUCAAGAUGUAUUCUGGAGGUGGGAAAACAGAUUGUACCUUCACCUCUGAUGUUCCAUUCCAUCGAUGGCAAAAGCUGGUUUACAAUGCAUGUCUGAAUCCGAUUUGCGCAAUAACAGGAUUAGACACAGGGCGCAUUCGGCUUGCGGAAGACACUGUUUCUACUUUGGUGCGACCUGCAAUGCAAGAGGUUGUGGCUGCUGCAAAUGCUGUAGGGGUCAUUCUUCCUUCGGGCAUUGAGGAUCGAAUGAUCAAUAUAGAUCCUCUGACCAUGUAUCUCCGGCCAAGCAUGCUGGAGGAUGUCCAAAAGGGCAAUCUUGUUGAAUUUGAGACCCUCGUCGGGGAGCCGUUAAGAGAAGGGUUAUCACGCGGGGUGUCAAUGCCAGUAUUGUCAGUCUUGUAUCACACCCUGAAGGCCAUGCAAUGGAGGUUGAAGGAGCAACGGGGAAUAGUCGAUGUUCCCGCAAAGGGCGAAUACCUCAAGGAUGGCUCGAAAUGA